This is a messenger RNA of Blastomyces gilchristii SLH14081, 2301 nucleotides long. RefSeq lists its product as uncharacterized. Gene Ontology annotation, molecular function: ATP-dependent protein folding chaperone; ATP binding. NCBI's taxonomy places the organism in Eukaryota, Fungi, Ascomycota, Eurotiomycetes, Onygenales, Ajellomycetaceae. The coding region runs from base 321 to 2183 and encodes 620 amino acids. The transcript has 12 exons. The record is from RefSeq and is a predicted model, not a curated record.
ACUGACGCCAAACAACAACACAAAAAGUGAGACAGAAAUAAUUUGCUAAUGCUGAAUAGUUUCGCAUGACUGAGGGCAAUUAAAUGAAAAGAGGAGAAAGGAAAGAUUGCUUCAUUGUUUAUGAAUAAUAAUCCCUGAAAUUAAAUAAAAUCUACUACUGAGUGGGUUCCUCAAAACAUAAACGAGCGAAAGAGACCUAACUUACUCGAUCAGGUAAAUCAUCGAGGAGCUCCUCGGACACGAAUGGAAGCGGCAUCGCUCAACUAAACCCUAGACUCUCAAUCAACAUCCAAACGCAAAGAACAGGUGGAACAGAAAAGAUGCCUAUUCUCCAAUUUGGGCUUGACGACUCCCCAAAACCCGUCCAGACCCCGAAGUCGAAGCCAAGAGCUAGUAGCGGUAUUCCAAAUGGGGUGGUCAGAAAACGAGAGACAAUCAAAAGGGAAGUAGAAGACGAGUCCGAGCUCGGUUCACCAGCAAAGAAAAGCAAAGAUAGUACCGCAACUGCCCAUCUAAUCGUUGGCAUUGAUUUUGGUACCACAUAUUCAGGCGUUGCUGUUGCGCAUUCCGAGUUUGAUCGUGAGAAAAUCUAUAUCAUUUCAGCCUGGCCAGGGAAUGUAGAGGUCAGAUAUAAGGUCCCCACGAUGAUCGACGACAAAUCAGAAAACUCGAACUAUAGGGGAUGGGGUUAUGCCCUAUCAUCCACAACGCACUGCUCAUCAUGGUUCAAGCUGCACAUGGCUCCGGACAACACAUUAUCUAAAAAUGAUGACCCCCUUCUAUCCCAGAGUGUGGGCCCUAGCUUAUUGAGAAUCCCGGACGGGGAAACUCCAGAGAUUCUGUGCGAAGAAUAUCUUCGACGCCUUUAUAAGCACGUCAUGGGGAGGCUUAGCACGAUAUAUGGGCAGUCAAUUGUGGAUAUGCUACCAGUAAAGGCGGUAUUGACAAUCCCAGCGGACUGGGAUAAGAAGUAUAAAACAACCUUAUGUGAAGCCGCACACCGUGCAGGCAUUGCAACCGGAGAGAACGACUCAAUCUUAACGAUCGACGAACCGGAAGCCGCUGCUCUCGCUGCAUUCGAAACCAGCCUGGGGAAGAAACACAGUUCAAUUUUCAAGGUAAACAACAAUGUUGUGGUGGUUGAUAUCGGCGGGGGAACGAUCGAUAUCAUAACCUACAAAAUUGUUCGGACAAAUCCCCUCGAAGUAGGAGAGGCCUGUACAGGAACUAGCGCAAAGUGUGGGGCUACCAUGAUUGAUCGCGAACUGCAUCGACUCAUGGGAAUAAAAUACGGAUCUGCAUUUUCCAACCUCCCUGCCAAAGAAAUAGGUCAUGGUAGCGAGUUUAUGGCGGACAUCGAAAUAAUCAAGAGGAGCUUCACAGGCCACGGCGACGAACACAUAAAAGAGCACCUGAUCCGUCUUGUUAUGAACAUUAACGAUGCUGCCGGUGAGGAACUUGCGCAAAUUUUUGACAAGGUCAUAAGCCGCGCCUUCGAUAUGGUCUCCGAACAAAUCGAAAUGGCUCGAAAAAAUAAUGAUAAUCCCGUGAACUUAAUAAUACUUUGCGGCGGCAUGGCCGACUCCCAAUACGUUCAGGAGCAGUUUAAAGAAUUCUGCCAGAACAAACUGGACAAGAAAGUCGAUGUAAUUGUACCAGACGAAGCUUGGCCGGCCAUUGCAAAAGGAGCGGCACUCCACGCUUUGGGACAAUCGAUAGUGGAGAGCCGCAAAAGUAGAUGGUCCUAUGGCAUCGGCGUGCAUAGAGCUUUUGAUUCCAAACGUGAUAACGAGGAAGAUCAAUACAAAUGUCCUAGCAGGGGAGAGCGAGUUAAAGGAUAUGUUGAAUGGUUCAUUAAACGGGGCGAAAGCGUCAAAGACAAGGUGAAAUGGAUCCACGGGUACAUCGUGAUGCGAAAGGGUAGACAGCUGAGAGACACAGUUGGCGAUUUGGUGUUGUACAAAUCCAAGAGUCCAACCCCAGGGAAUAAAAUUGAUGACCCAGAUGUCGAAAAGUUGACGACCCUUAGCAUUUGCAUUCCGGCUCGGAACUCGCAGGCCGACAAAAGUGUGAGGGUCGGGCACAUAAUCUUGGUGAACGAGAAGAUGGUGAAGUUCGAAGCCAAAUGCGGAAACAAACAGAUCGGGCUCAAACAGACUGAUUAUGAAGAUGACAAAAUAUAAGCUAGAUAGACAUCUUACCCGCGCGCUGGAAUCCAGUGGGAAUAGAUGGAGGGAGGAAAAAGGGGUUGGUUGUUGGUUGUCGUGAUAAGAUGCGGCGGGAUCGAAGCUCGAUUAGGGU